CGCCUUCGUCAUUUAACAAGCUUAAAGUUUGUUUUGUGUUAUAUUUUCAUUAAAUUUACAGACUUUUAAAAUAAUUUAACGAUGCAAGCUUUUCUAAAAACUGGCAAAAUUUCAAGUGCAGAUAAACCGUCUUCAUCGGGAGUCAAAUCAGUGAAAAAAAAACCUCCUGCACCAUGGGUUGAAAAAUACCGGCCAAAAACAAUAGACGAUAUUGUUGACCAAGGAGAGGUAGUACAAGUUCUUCGUGAGUGUUUGGCGGGUGGAGAUCUGCCCCACUUGUUGUUUUAUGGUCCGCCCGGAACAGGCAAAACGAGUGCAAUUCUCGCAGCUGCGCGUCAGCUGUUCGGGGAUAUUACUCGUGAUCGCGUCCUUGAACUUAACGCGUCAGAUGAACGCGGUAUACAAGUGAUACGAGAUAAAGUAAAAUCAUUUUCUCAACUUACAGUCAGCAGUACAAGGCCUGAUGGCAGACCAUGCCCUCCAUACAAACUCGUGAUAUUAGAUGAAGCAGACUCUAUGACAACAGCAGCUCAGGCAGCAUUGCGUCGAACUAUGGAAAGAGAAACACGCACAACUCGUUUUUGUCUCAUUUGCAACUAUGUCUCUAGAAUCAUACCACCAAUUACAAGUCGAUGUUCUAAAUUUCGAUUUAAACCACUUUCAAGAGAAAAUGUUAUAAAAAGACUGCGAGAUGUAUGUGAAGCAGAAGGCGUAGAUGUAGGCAAUGGUGAGAUCUUACACGAAGCCGUAGACACAUGUGAGGGUGACCUGCGUCGUGCCCUCACAGCUUUACAGUGCUGCCAGCGCUUAAUUGGAAAAAUUACUUCUGAUGGAUUAAUUGAGGUAACAGGUCUUGUACCUAAGAAACUGACGGAUGAGUACCUUGGCAUCAAAAAUUACAGCGAAUUAGAGGUGUUCGUUGAAAAUUUCCUCAUGGAAGCAUAUUCAGCGUCGCAACUUUUGGAACAACUCAGCGCUACCGUGGUGCAGGCUGGUCACCUCACCAACAAACAGAAAUGUGUUAUAAGUGAAAAAGUAGCGGUGUGCUCGUAUCGGCUGAUGGAUGGCGGCGCUGAAGUCAUGCAACUGACUGAUUUAGGCUGCACGAUAAUUAUGGCAAAUAAUGAUCCAUAAUUAAUGGACUUUUUGACUUUAUUAAAAUGUUUACUUUCAAGUGUGAAAUUAUGUUUAUUAAAUAAGUCAAAUACUUUUUAUAAUCAGGAAUUCAUUCAA
Molecule: messenger RNA, 1233 nt
Organism: Nymphalis io (European peacock)
Lineage: Eukaryota; Metazoa; Arthropoda; Insecta; Lepidoptera; Nymphalidae
Product: replication factor C subunit 4
Exons: 6
Coding region: 82-1134 (350 amino acids)
Biological process (GO): DNA-templated DNA replication; DNA repair
Cellular component (GO): DNA replication factor C complex; nucleus
Molecular function (GO): DNA binding; DNA clamp loader activity; ATP binding
Source: RefSeq, a predicted model, not a curated record